AAAUCAGAGAUUGCUUGUUUUUUUCGGCCACCCCUCUCACUAUCCUGUAAAAAUCCAAAACUCUAAAAAUCCACAAUUGGCGUGACGUAAACUCUUUUCUUGGAACUCUCAAUUUCAACUUCAAUCCUUUAUUCCUCAUUUCAUUUGUAUGAAAAACAUCAACUUAUACUCAGAAAUACUAAUAUUUUACUCAACCUUAUAAUAGAAGUAUAUUGAUUGUCUGUCAUAUGAUAUCUUCUUCUUCUUAGUUCAUUUCCUCAAGAACCCAGAUCAAUAAUAGGAGAAGAGAGAGAAAAAUGGGGUCAGAGUUGGAAGUAUCAGAGCCAUUGAUUGAAGAAUCAGAGAAAAUAAUUAAGGAAGAAGAAGAUGAGAUUAUUCCAGAAUGGGAAGAUCAAAUAACAUUGAGAGGUUUAGGUGUUAGUGCUUUAUUGGGUACAUUAUUUUGCAUAAUUACCCACAAACUUAAUUUGACCGUUGGAAUAAUCCCAUCUUUAAAUGUUGCUGCUGGAUUAUUGGGUUUCUUCUUUGUGAAAUCUUGGACAAGUUUGCUUUCUAAAUUAGGGUUUUCAGUUAAGCCUUUUACUCGCCAGGAGAAUACUGUUAUUCAAACUUGUGUUGUUGCUUGUUAUGGCCUUGCUUUUAGUGGUGGUUUCGGCUCAUACUUGAUUGCUAUGAAUGAGAAAACGUACAAUCUUAUUGGUCCCACUUAUCCGGGUAACCGAGCAGAAGAUGUGAAAAACCCUGGUUUGUGGUGGAUGAUGGGUUUCUUGUUUGUAGUUAGCUUCUUGGGACUUUUUAGUCUUGUCCCACUUAGAAAGGUUAUGGUGAUGGAUUAUAAGCUUACAUACCCAAGUGGGACAGCCACAGCUAUGCUGAUCAACAGUUUUCACACAACUAGCGGAGCUGAGCUUGCUGGGAAGCAAGUGAAGUGCCUUGGGAAGUAUUUGAGCUUUAGUUUAUUUUGGAGUUGCUUUAAGUGGUUUUUCAGUGGUAUUGGUGAUUCUUGUGGGUUUGAUAACUUCCCCACUCUUGGAUUAACACUAUUCAAGAACACAUUCUACUUUGAUUUUAGUCCAACUUAUGUGGGUUGUGGACUUAUCUGUCCGCACAUAGUGAACUGUUCUGUCCUAUUUGGUGCAAUUAUUUCAUGGGGUUUUCUGUGGCCCUUCAUCUCGAAGCAUGCUGGAGAUUGGUAUCCAGCUGAUCUUGGGAGUAACGACUUCAAAGGACUUUAUGGAUAUAAGGUCUUCAUAGCAAUAGCCCUUAUUCUCGGUGACGGUCUCUACAAUUUGAUCAAGAUAAUUGCUAUAACUGUAAAGGAAAUUAGCAACAGUAGAAGCAAAGAGAAGCUUCCAAUCAUGCAAGAGUUGCCUGGUUCAGAGGAUUCCAAAUUGCUUCUUGAGCAAAAACGGAGGGAUGAGAUUUUUUUGAGAGAUCGGAUACCUUCCUGGUUUGCUGGGGCUGGAUAUGUGGGCCUUGCUGCAAUUUCCACUGCAAUAGUGCCUAUGAUAUUUCCACCUCUGAAGUGGUAUCUAGUUCUCUGCUCGUAUGUAGUUGCACCUGCUCUUGCUUUCUGCAACUCUUAUGGAACGGGGCUCACUGAUUGGAGUCUGGCUUCAACAUAUGGUAAAAUUGGUCUUUUCAUGUUUGCUUCAAUAGUAGGAACCGAUGGUGGGGUUAUAGCCGGGUUAGCAGCUUGUGGUGUAAUGAUGGCAAUCGUUUCUACAGCAGCUGAUCUUAUGCAAGAUUUUAAGACUGGAUAUCUCACCCUUUCGUCUGCUAAAUCUAUGUUUGUGAGCCAGUUAAUUGGAACUGUUAUGGGUUGCAUACUUGCCCCUCUUACAUUUUGGCUAUAUUGGACUGCUUUUGACAUUGGCUCACCGGAUGGUCCUUACAAAGCACCUUAUGCUGUAAUCUUCAGAGAAAUGGCAAUUUUAGGAGUGGAGGGCUUUUCAGAGCUUCCCAAGCACUGUAUGGCUCUUUCUUGUGGGUUCUUUGUCGCUGCACUCGUCAUUAACUUGCUGAGAGAUGUUACACCAACCAAAGUUUCAAGUUUUAUUCCUGUUCCAAUGGCAAUGGCCGUCCCGUUCUACAUCGGAGCAUACUUUGCAAUCGAUAUGUUCAUUGGAACUGUCAUUCUGUUUGUAUGGGAGCAGAUUAACCGUCAAGAUUCUGAGGAUUUUGCAGGAGCUGUUGCUUCAGGUCUGAUUUGCGGUGAUGGAAUAUGGACGAUACCAUCAGCCAUACUUUCCAUUUUCAGGAUCAACCCUCCAAUCUGCAUGUACUUCGGACCGUCUGUUAGCGGUGGAACUUGAGUUUAUCUGUACACUACCCCUGUUCUCCGUCCUUUUGGUUCGGACAUAAACUCACUAAGUCACUACAGAAGAAGUUGUAUUUGUUCUAGCUGUAUGUUGUCACAUUAUUGUCUUUAGCUGUAGUUUUUGCUAUGUAAAUACAUACUGGGAUGGAUGAAGAUACAUGAACAAGAUCGACAGUGUAAUAGUGUCACCCACUUUAAUGCAAUCAUUUCUUCUCAUUA
Beta vulgaris subsp. vulgaris (sugar beet) is the source of this 2539-nucleotide messenger RNA. RefSeq names its product probable metal-nicotianamine transporter YSL6. The transcript is spliced from 7 exons. The record is from RefSeq and is a predicted model, not a curated record. Lineage: Eukaryota; Viridiplantae; Streptophyta; Magnoliopsida; Caryophyllales; Amaranthaceae. Gene Ontology annotation, molecular function: oligopeptide transmembrane transporter activity. Gene Ontology annotation, cellular component: vacuolar membrane. Bases 297 to 2315 code for a protein of 672 amino acids.